AUGGUGAUAGGGAUGGCCCGGCCUUUCCAAUUCACACAAGCCGCCGCCCCUUCCUUCCCCAACACACAAGCCCGCCCCCUUCCCACAUUCACACAAGCCCGCUUUCCCACAUACCACAAGCCGCCCCUCCCCACAUUCCAAAGCCCGCCCCUUCCCACAUUCCACAAGACCGCCCCUCCCCAACUUCACACAAUCCGCCCCUUCCCACAUUCACACAAGCCGCCCCUUCCGCAAUUGACAAAGCCCGCCCUUUCCACAUUCACAAGCCCGCCCCCUUUCCCAGCAUUCACACAAGCCCAGCCCCCCUUCCCUUCCACACAGACACACAAGCCCCGCUCCCGCUUCCCCACAUUCACACACAGCCCCGCCUUCCCACAUUCACACAAGCCCAGCCCCCUUCCCACAUUCAACAAGCCGCCCUUCCCACAUUCACACAAGCCAGCCCUUUCCACAUUCACACAAGCCGCCCCUUCCCCCAUUCACCAAGCAUUCACACAACACAAGCCGCCCUUCCCAACAUUCACACAAGCCCGCCCCCCUUCCCCAACAUUCACAACAAGCCCGCCCUUCCCCAACAUUCACACAGCCCGCCCCCCUUCCCACAUUCACACAGAGCCCCGCUUCCCUUCACAAAGCAGCCCCUUCCCUACAUUCACAACCCGCCCUUCCACAUUCACACAAGCCCAGCCCCCUUACCCACAUUCACAAGGCCCGCCCCCUUCCCCCACAUUCACACAGCCAGCCCCUUCCCUUCCCACAGACACCACAGCCGCUCCCAGCCCAUUUCACACAAGCCCGCCCUUCCCACAUUACACAGGCCCUUCCCCCUUCCACAUCCCUUCCCACAUCACACAGCCCGCCCCUUCCCCACAUUCACACAAGCCAGCCCCUUCCCACAUUCACACAAAGCCGCCCCUUCCCACAUUCACACAAGCAGCCCUUCCCAAUUCACAAAGCCGCCCCCUUCCAAACAUUCACACAAGCCCGCGCCCCCAAGCUUCCCACAUUAACACAAGCCCGCCCCUUCCACAUUCACAGCAAUGCGCCCCCUUCCAAUUCCACAAGCCGCCCGCACAGACACAAAAAUAA
Molecule: messenger RNA, 1089 nt
Organism: Penaeus vannamei (Pacific white shrimp)
Lineage: Eukaryota; Metazoa; Arthropoda; Malacostraca; Decapoda; Penaeidae
Source: RefSeq, a predicted model, not a curated record